GCAAAAAGUGAAGAUUUGAAGAAGGGAAAGAGAAGAGGAAAAAGAAAUCUGAGAUUCAAAAUCCUGAAAAGAUGGAACUUGAAAGACUUGGAUCGGCUGAUGAUGAAUGACUCUUAUGCUUUAGUGGAGUUUUGAGUGUUUCUGGGGUUUUUCACUGAAGUCAAGGGGAAGGAAAGAUCUUUGGAUGGUGAGAUUUGGUGAACGGUUAUUUGGGGCUUCGGUCAUCUAUCCUAUCUGCAAGUUCAUUGAUGGGGGAAAAGAGAGUAGAGGUGAUGAGGAUGGAGGAGAAUGCAGCGGCCUUCCACACUUUUUUGAAUUCCAUACAGGCUUUAGGUAGGGGUUUUGAUGUGAACUUCGACAACAGAUUGCUUUACUGCAAAGGGGUUGCAGGUUCUACUGUAGUUGAGGUGGAUGAAGAACAACCAAGGGAUCUGUUACUGUAUGAUGGUCUGGUUGUGCCCAAUGUUUCUAGAGACAUCAGGUGCUCUCCGGAACCUAUUGACCGUCGGAGUUCGGGAGUUUGCAGCUUCGCUGAGAUGGUGGAAUAUUUUAAUAAAAGGUCUCUUCUUUCUGGAAAUAUACCUCUUGGGAUCUUUAAUUCUGUAUUCAGCUUUACUGGUUCGAAGCAGAUGGAUGCUGCUUCUACGAAAAGCCUCGCUAUGGAUGGAUUCUUCAUCCCUAUUUGCAAGGUCCAGCUCAUAAAGUCCCCAUUAGUAUUGCAGGGAAACGUCAAGCAGGCAAUCCCAUCUUCAUGGGACCCACCAGCCUUGGCAAGAUUCAUCGAAAACUUUGGGACACAUGUUAUUACAUCUGUAACUAUUGGUGGCAAGGAUGUAAUUUACGUCAAGCAGCAUCAGUCCUCACCUUUGUCAACCAUGGAGAUAAAAAAAUAUGUUAAGGAUAUUGGAGAUCAAAGGUUCUCUGAUUCUGAAAGCCAUACGAGUUCAGGUCCAAUGAAAUUGAAUGAUAAGGGUGUGGACCCAGGUUUAUUUAAUGGCCAAGGGAUAUACCCUCAACCCCCUAGUGCUCCUUACCUUGCUGGAAAAGAAGAUGUUACUGUCAUUUCUAGGCGGAGGGGAGGAGAUGAUUUAGUCCAAAACCACACCCAGUGGGCAAGAACUGUCCAUUCUUCUCCUGAUGUAAUUGAGAUGACCUUCCUUCCGAUCACAGCUCCCCUUGAAGGGUUACCUGGAAAAGACCAUCUAGCUCGUGCUAUUGGCCUCUAUCUUGAAUACAAGCCUCCAAUUGAAGAGCUGCGAUAUUUCCUCGAGUUUCAGAUCCCUCGGAUAUGGGCCCCAGUGCGGGACAAGCUUCCUGGUCACCAAAGAAAGGAACCUGUUUGUCCUACUAUGCAGUUCAGUCUUAUGGGGCAAAAGCUUUAUGUUAGCCAAGAACAGGUAUCUGUAGGCCGUAAGCCUGUAACAGGGUUGAGAUUGUGCUUAGAAGGAGCCAAGCAGAACCGCCUAAGUAUUCAGCUUCAGCACUUUGCAUCUCUUCCGAAGAUCCUUCAACCAUACUGGGACACUCAUGUGGCAAUUGGUGCACCCAAGUGGCUGGGACCUGAGGAACAAGAUAGCCGAUGGUUUGAGCCGGUGAAGUGGAAGAACUUUUCACAUGUUAGCACUGCCCCCAUAGAGAGUAAUGAGAACUUUACUGGUGAUGUCUCUGGUGUGUACAUAGUCACCGGUGCUCAGCUUGGAGUGUGGGAUUUUGGGACAAGGAAUGUCUUGCACAUGAAGCUUUUAUAUUCUAGAAUACCUGCUUGCACCAUAAGGAGAUCGUUCUGGGACCAUUCCCCAACUAUUCUAAAUGACAAGUCAAAUAAGCCAGUUGUCGGGAAUACAACCAACUCUGUUGACUUGAGCUCCAGUUCUAGUCUAGCAGGUAACAAGAAGUUGGCAAAAUAUGUUGAUAUAUCUGAGAUUAGCAAGGGACCACAGGAUUCCCCAGGUCAUUGGUUGGUUACUGGUGGAAAGCUUGGAGUUGAAAAGGGGAAGAUUGUUUUGAGGCUGAAAUACUCAUUGCUGAAUUACUGAGUUAUCUGAGAAUGAGAUCAUAUGUAGUAUGCUUGGCCUAGAUGGGAGGUUGUGUUCCAUGGAUGUGGUUUAUGUUCAUCAUGCUUGUAUAUUGUCGCAGCUUCAUGGACUGAAUUGAGUGAAUGAUCUUUGGUCAGUGUACUUAGUCUCUUUCAUCUGAUGAACCAUUAAUAUCUGGUGAGUCAGAAAUGGUGAGCUUCAUGCUGAAAUUGUAAAGUUCUUCUCAAGUUUGCCACUUGCCCAAGGAUGGAAGUAGCCCUCAGUGAAAUGAAAUAUGUAUAUAUUGUGGCA
Messenger RNA from Telopea speciosissima, 2327 nucleotides. RefSeq names its product MACPF domain-containing protein CAD1-like. Gene Ontology annotation, cellular component: plasma membrane. Gene Ontology annotation, biological process: regulation of salicylic acid mediated signaling pathway; plant-type hypersensitive response. NCBI's taxonomy places the organism in Eukaryota, Viridiplantae, Streptophyta, Magnoliopsida, Proteales, Proteaceae. The coding region runs from base 249 to 2036 and encodes 595 amino acids. The transcript is spliced from 8 exons. The record is from RefSeq and is a predicted model, not a curated record.